AUUUGACAUUGACCACAAAACUUUCGAAGUCGUUGGUCUGUUCAGUCGCGGUUCGCUUUCUCCGUCUGUCUCAGGUGUCGGCAUUUCAUUCUAUUUUCCGAGGAAUCUCAUCAUAUCCUUACACAAUGUCUGCACUGCCACUACUGACCUCUGAUCCUGUCUAUCAGCAAAUCAAGGAAUACCACAGCAAACACGGAGCCGAUAUUAACAUCAAACAACUUUUCGAAAAGGAUUCGUGCCGGUUCGCAAAGUACAGCUUGAGGCUUCAAACACCUAACGACGGUGACAUUUUAUUGGACUACUCAAAAAAUCGCAUUACUGAAGAAGUAUGGGGCCUUCUAUUAAAAUUGGCGGAAAGUCGAAAAGUCUUAGAAGCUCGCGAUGCAAUGUUCGCUGGCGAAAAAAUCAACAUAACCGAAGAUCGAGCUGUUUUACACACAGCCCUCCGCAAUCGUUCCAAUAAUCCAAUUCUAUUCGAAGGCAAAGAUGUAAUGCCCGAAGUUCGUGCCGUUCUCGACCACAUGAAAGAUUUUACAAAUCAAGUUUUAUCUGGACAAUGGAAAGGAUGCACAGGAAAGAAAAUCACAGAUGUCGUGAAUAUUGGUAUUGGUGGUUCUGAUUUGGGGCCAUUAAUGGUCACAGAAGCUUUGAAACCUUACUGCAAGGGAUUGAAUACGUACUUCGUUUCAAAUAUUGAUGGCACACACUUAGCUGAGGUUUUGAAGAAAGUCAGUUAUGAAACCACAUUGUUUAUUGUAGCAUCGAAAACGUUUACUACCCAAGAAACCAUUACUAAUGCUACAUCGGCAAAGAGAUGGUUGAUUGAGCAUUCACAGAAUGAAAAUGCUGUCGCUAAGCAUUUCGUCGCCCUUUCUACGAAUGCUGAGAAAGUGUCGGCUUUCGGUAUCGACUUGCAAAACAUGUUUGGCUUUUGGGAUUGGGUUGGAGGUAGAUAUUCACUGUGGUCUGCUAUUGGCUUGUCGAUUUCUUUGUCUAUUGGUUUCGAUAACUUCGAACAACUGCUGGAGGGAGCUUUCUUCAUGGAUGAGCACUUUAAAACUGCUCCUCUAGCCAAGAAUACUCCAGUUAUACUCGCUUUACUCGGCAUCUGGUACUCGAAUUUCUAUAACGCAGAGACCCAUGCCCUCUUGCCAUAUGAUCAAUACUUACAUAGAUUCGCUGCCUAUUUCCAACAAGGCGAUAUGGAAAGUAAUGGAAAAUUUGUAACUAAAGGAUCGCAGGAAGUUGACUUCAGCACUGGACCAAUUGUUUGGGGUGAACCUGGCACAAAUGGACAACAUGCCUUCUAUCAACUUAUUCAUCAGGGAACUCGUCUAAUUCCCUGUGAUUUCAUUGCUCCUGCAGUCUCACAUAACCCAAUUGCCGGAGGUGCACAUCACAAAAUUUUAUUGGCCAACUUCUUAGCUCAAACCGAGGCUUUGAUGGCCGGAAAGUCACCCGAGCAAGCGAAGGCAGAAUUGGAGAAAGCAGGGGUUACUGGAGCAAAACUGGAUAAACUGUUACCCCAUAAAGUAUUCAAGGGAAAUCGACCAACGAAUUCGAUCGUGGUUAAAAGGGUAACUCCCUUCACUUUAGGCGCAUUGAUUGCUUUGUACGAACACAAAAUAUUCACACAAGGCAUUAUUUGGAACAUCAACUCGUUCGAUCAAUGGGGUGUUGAGUUGGGUAAACAAUUGGCAAAGGCUAUCGAACCAGAAUUGGUUAAUACUGAUCCGGUUUCAUCACAUGAUGGCUCGACAAAUGGAUUAAUUAACUUCAUUAAAUCGAAUUGGUAAACGAUAGAUGUUUACCAGCAGAAGCAAAAACUACACGCAUACUGCUUAUGUCAAAUAGUUUUAGAAAUGGAAUCUUAAAAAUACAUUCAAAACAGUACCCCGAGUAAAUGUUCUUUGUUUAAAGAAAAGAAAAGUUCUAGGUUAUAUGCUUUUUGUAUAUGUGUUUUAUUUUAAUUGUUUGUUUUUUUAUUAUGUGUCAUGAUUAAACUUAUUAAAAUAUAUUGAACCUGUAGACUGUUGAA
Hermetia illucens (black soldier fly) is the source of this 2038-nucleotide messenger RNA. It is a transcript of the gene Pgi, whose product is annotated as glucose-6-phosphate isomerase. Gene Ontology annotation, biological process: glycolytic process; glucose 6-phosphate metabolic process; gluconeogenesis. Bases 126 to 1796 code for a protein of 556 amino acids. NCBI's taxonomy places the organism in Eukaryota, Metazoa, Arthropoda, Insecta, Diptera, Stratiomyidae. The transcript has 5 exons. Gene Ontology annotation, cellular component: cytosol. The record is from RefSeq and is a predicted model, not a curated record. Gene Ontology annotation, molecular function: monosaccharide binding; carbohydrate derivative binding; glucose-6-phosphate isomerase activity.